Cercopithifilaria johnstoni is the source of this 2319-nucleotide messenger RNA. Lineage: Eukaryota; Metazoa; Nematoda; Chromadorea; Rhabditida; Onchocercidae. The record is from the annotation of a GenBank genome assembly.
AUGUCUUUGCGGCAUAAAACAGCUCUAGUAUAUUCUGCUUCAUCCGAUCUUCAAGUAGAUCCAUUUUCUGCAUUGUUCCCAUUAACUGUUAGGCUGGUUGUAUGGAGUUUCCCAAAUUGGCAUCAAUAUGUAUUGGAUUUUACGUUAUUCCAGUGUCGUGAGCUAAGUCUUUUAUUUGACAGUAUGGUUAAGAAAAGCAAGAAGCAUCAUAAAAAAGUCAAAAAGGUCAAAAACAAAGAUGUCGUUGUUGCACAAACAUUGUCAUUGGAAACACAGGAGGUCCCCACUGGCGACAGUAUAGAGUCCAAAGUUGAGGUACAGCCUGUGAGUGAGCUUAUUAUAUUAUGGCAGAACUCGAAAAUCGAAAAUAUUAGCAGAAUGCCAGGAGGAAACCAGAAUGAAGCGUUCACCGAAAAUGAAAAAUUGAAAAAUCAUUGGGUAUUAGUAUCUGAUUAUCAUUGUAAAGGUGAUGAGAAGUUUUUGAAAGAGAACUAUCGUGGAGCUUAUGUUGAUUUAUUAUGUGCGAUGAAGAUAUUAAGCGAGCAUGGAAAUAUCAAUGAUGAGUUUGGAAGAGAUAUGAAAAUGCUGCGAGUGUUCCAGGAUAAAUGCUGUAUUUGUUUAUGGGCACUCUUUAAGACAGAAAAAAAUUUGAGUUGUCUUACCAGAUGUUUUGAAUGUUACAACCAGUUAAUCGAAAAAGAUCCCUCUCAUGCUUUUUGGUACAAAAGACGAGCAACUCUACUGCGCUGUGAAUGCCAAAAUUUUAUAUCAGCUUAUAAAGCAUUAUUAGAUUUUGUGUUAUUUACGGCACUGAUGAAUGACCACCGUUUAAAAUUGACAAAAGAGGAAAUGAGCGAGAUCGCCAGUUGCUUUCAUGAAACAGAGAACAUGGCAUGGUCGUUAGAAAAGGAGAAAAUAAAGACCAAAAAGCCUUUCCUAACAUCGGAUUGGAUAAAUUUAUGGGCUUUAUGUCCAUGUGACGAUAUAUUACUCCAGGAUUUGUUAUCUAUUCGUAAUGAAGACGUAAAUCCUCAGAAUAAAUCCACACUCGUUGAAAGUGCCUAUAAGGAUGCUCUGAGGCAAAUUGCUCGAGGAUACCACAGUAUGGCUGUUGAUACAUUACUUGGUGCAUAUGCACAAGGUCAAGGGAUUUAUAGAUCUGAAGCAUUUUUGCUGCUCUCCUUAAUUUAUUCGCAGUUGAAUGGCAGUGAGGUUCAUUGUUAUUUGGAUACUUUCGUAGAUAUUUGGCGUAUUGACCAGUACACUGUGCCACUUCCUCGACGAAAGAAAAUUUUUAUGCGAUACAUAAGCUUAUCGCGCGCUAUGUCAUUAACACCUUUUCAGAAUCUCGACUUAUCAAUGUUCUCACCCCAAGAACAAGCACACUUUUAUACACAGAUGGCGCUCACAACAAUCUUAACCUUGAGAAUUUUGUGUGGUUCAGCAGCAACGCGGUUGGCGCUGAAUGAACUGAAUUUGACGAAGUUGGAGAUUAUAGAAAAUUCAUGUGAUCGAGCCAUUAAGGUCGACAAGAAAUCUUGGCAUGCUCGUAUACUAAGAGAAUAUACGGUGAUGGAGAUAGCACAAAUUGAUAACGCAGGCAAACAUUCCAAGUGCGCAUUGGUUUCAUUUAUGGAUGGUAUUAAAAGAAUUCAGCACCAAUUCAAACCUGAGCAUCACUCUUUUGCCUUAUGGUGUCUUUUUUCUGCUCAUUUUAUUAACCGAGACACUGAUGAAGCAAUAAAAUGUGGUCUGGAAUUGAAGAAAGAUUUGUUAUAUCCUGGUUUUGUUGUAGCUUUUCUUAUCAAAAAUGAAUAUACUCUAAGAGAAAAUAUCGAUACGGAAGAUAUUCUAAAUCGCAUAGCUGUAGCCGAAGAAGGACUUGAAUAUGACCCAGAAAAUUUCCGUUUACAUUUAAACAUUGCUACUUUCUACGAAUAUUUAAAUUUCAAAGAAGAAGCAUACAUGAGUGCAAGUUUAGCUGCAAAAUACUGGCCAGUUCACAUCAUCCCAGGGCAAUUGAAACCUUUGAUAGGCAAUAUGGUCAUAAUGGAAGCUGUCAUGGAAGCUGAAAAGAAACUCAGAAACAUAAAAACCUUUAUUGAAAUGGAGCAAGAACUGGAGAAAAAAUCAGAUACGGAACCAAAAGCCUCUGACAGUGUUAGCGGAACGUGUGAAAAAGAGCACCCAACAAGUUUCAAUAGUGAAACUAAGAUAGUAGAUAUGUUGGACCCUCCUGAUUUAUCAACUGACAAAAAAAAAAACGACAUUCUAGAUCCAAGCAAACACGGAUGUGCCCAAAAGAUGGGUAACCAAUAA